AUGGAGGAGCGAAUGGCCGGACUACACCUAUCAUCGGAAGAAGACGAGCUCCUGCUCGAUGAUGCUAUUGCCGGCGGUUCCACGGUCGAAGUUGAGUUAUGUCUGGUGGGAAGAUUUCUCACGGAUCAACCGAUAAAUUUCAACCUCAUGCGAAGCCGAUUAGUGAGCAUUUGGCGCCCUGGGAAAGGCGUUUUCAUGAAAGACAUAGGCAACGGCAGAUACAUAUUCCAAUUCUUUCAUGAUCUUGAUCUGAAGUGUGUGUACGAUAGCGGGCCAUGGUCCUAUGGUAAUUUCCCACUCAUCCUACAUAAACUCAGUAGAGGUGAUUUACCGUCUUCUGUACCUCUCGAUAAUCUCCCGUUUUGGGUACAAAUCCACGAUCUACCUGCGGGAUGCCUGACGGAAGGAGUCGGUCGAGCGCUUGGAAACUUCAUUGGCACUUUUCAGGAAUAUGACAGCACAAACUCUUCCGGUGUUUGGCGCCAGUAUAUGCGCGUUAGGGUUGGCAUCAAUGUCACUGAACCCCUUAAACGCUUCAAGAAAAUUAAGAACAAAGAUGGAUCUUCUUUUCAGGUUAAUUUCAAGUACGAGCGCCUCAAUAUUUUUUGCUUCCUCUGUGGAAGACUCGGUCACUCUGAAAGUUUCUGCGAACUUCGGUUCAAUCUCGACGUCAAUGAGGUUGGGCGGGAAUGGGGCACCUGGCUAAAGGCGGCUGACCGGCGCAGCAACUCUCUGGCCGGAGACAAGUGGAUCAGAACUGAAGACAGCAGCUCUAACCCUAGUUGGGAGGCGGCGGAAACUAGGGUUGUGGAGAAGCCGUUACAUCAUGAGAGUAAUUUUUGA
Salvia miltiorrhiza (redroot sage) is the source of this 843-nucleotide messenger RNA. RefSeq lists its product as uncharacterized. Lineage: Eukaryota; Viridiplantae; Streptophyta; Magnoliopsida; Lamiales; Lamiaceae. The coding region runs from base 1 to 843 and encodes 280 amino acids. The record is from RefSeq and is a predicted model, not a curated record. The transcript is spliced from 2 exons.